AUGAUAUUAAUUUUUCAUUUUCUGUGCUUAUUGGCGCGAUAUGUAGUUUCAAAUAUAGCAAAAUCAAUUAAUAAAAAAGAAAUUCAUUCACAGUCUACGGACAAUAUUGUAGGAUUUUCGAAACAAACUUACUAUUCUGGUGGGAUACUUAAAUUUUCUCCUCCUGUUUAUAUUCAGAGGUACGAAACAGUUGCACUAAUACUACAAGAAUUUGCAGCUGAAGGUAAAAUUAAUAAGGUUGUUGAAUUCGGGUGUGCGGAUUUAAAUUUUUUCAUGUAUAUGAAAAAAAUUAAAGAAAUAAAAGAAAUUUUUGAGAUUGAUAUUGACAAAGAAAUACUUGAAAGAAAUUUAUACAAAACUUCUCCAUUAGCAUUUGAUUAUCUAACUAGAAAAAACCAUAAUUCUUUAGAUGUUUAUGUUCUUAAUGGAAAUGUCGCUGAUUAUGAUGAAUAUUUAGUUGGAACAGAUGCUAUUAUCGGAAUUGAAUUGAUUGAACAUCUUACUGAAAAAGUUCUUAAAAAAAUGAUUUUUAAUAUUUUCAAUGAAAUAAAACCGAAAGUAAUUAUUUUCACUACUCCAAAUGCUGAAUUUAAUUCAUUACUCCCAAAUCUUACCGAUAUGAGACAUUGUGAUCAUAAAUUUGAAUGGACUAGAAAAGAAUUUUUCACAUGGACUCAAGAGAUUAUUCAAAAGUAUCCUGAGUAUAUUGUUAGAUUUUAUGGUAUUGGACCUGGUCCUGAUGGUAGUGAAAAUUUAGGGUGUUGCUCUCAAAUGGCAGUAUUUCAAAAAAAUAAAGAUUCUGAAGAAGCAUUUAUUACAGCAAGGGAGUUUCCAGAAGUACCAGAUAAAACUCAUAAAUAUGAAUUAAUCGCUCAUUAUAAUUAUCCAGAAAGACAAGAAACUAGAACUAAAGAUGAAAAAAUUGUACACGAAAUUCAAUAUCAACUUCCCUACAUAAUAAAAUUUUCUGAUUUUUUCAAUUAUGAAGAAAAUGUUAAUGUGAUUCCUUUAAGUGUACUAAGAGAUUUUGUGUCUGAUUUAUGCAGUACUGAAGAAGAAUUUGGAGAUAUUUUAAUGUCAAAUGGAAUGAAUAUUGAAAAAAGAGAUGGCGCUUUAUAUUUAAUAAAAGCUGAAUCAGUUUCUGAUCUAGAAGAUUAUAGUAUUGAUGGUAGUUUGGACAACUAUGAUAAUAAAAAAUAUUACUUAAAAGAAGAAGUAAAUUUUAAUGAGUCGUGGGAAACAAAUGAAAACUGUUCACAAAUAUUAGAUGAUGCCAAUAAUUUUCAAACGCCCAGGACUUUAAACGAACUCAAAGAUCCCAUUUGGAACUGUCAAAUGUCUUCUCCUGAAUUACACACAGAAUUACAUAAAAAAACGAGGCAAAUGUCUGAACCUGAAAGUACAUGUAAUUUAGGUAGGCAAUUUGAUAGUGUUACAAGUUGUAUUUAA
Molecule: messenger RNA, 1449 nt
Organism: Pediculus humanus corporis (human body louse)
Lineage: Eukaryota; Metazoa; Arthropoda; Insecta; Psocodea; Pediculidae
Exons: 6
Coding region: 1-1449 (482 amino acids)
Biological process (GO): siRNA processing; piRNA processing; RNA methylation
Cellular component (GO): nucleus; cytoplasm
Molecular function (GO): O-methyltransferase activity; RNA methyltransferase activity
Source: RefSeq, a predicted model, not a curated record